CUGCUGUUACUGCUGCUGAUGUUUUCUGUGCCAUGGACAAAUUGCCAGUUUUUAAAUCAACCACCUCGUUUUGUACCCGGCUCCGGAGAUAUGUCCAGAUUUAGUCUAUCGGAAAAUUCACCUGUUGGCAGUCCAGUUUAUCAAUUGAGAGGUAUCGAUCCGGAAGGUAGCCGUCUGAAGUACAGUAUAUCAGGACCAGUUUUUUCUGUCGAUCGUGAUACGGGUGUGGUACGAUUACGUCAGGAACUUGAUCGUGAAUCACAAGAUUCAAUUGAGGUCAUCAUCAGUAUAACCGAUGAAGGUGUCUAUAAUACCGAACCAAAUACUGUGUCGCUGCGCAGAGUUAUACCAGUGCGGGAUUACAAUGACAAUCAGCCCACAUUUGUGGGACGUCCAUAUUUGGCUAGUGUUAGCGAGGAUUUGCCAGUGGGAUCCGAAUUGAAAAUUGAACCUAGUAUAAUUGUUAUUGAUCGAGAUAUUGGUAUCAAUGCUGAGUUGGACAUAAAAUGUGUUGAGGAAAAUGACAUAUGUGACACUUUUGAAGUCCAGGCUGAAAAAUAUGCGGAGGGUAAUUACACAGCACGAGUUGUGUUGAAGAAACCUUUGGAUUAUGAAAGUCGUCCGAAUUACAUUAUGACAAUAUCUGCCACAGAUGGCGCCUUUGAAAAUCGCCUAUCUUCCGAGGCUACUGUCUCCAUCACCGUACUCGACAUUCAAGAUCAAUUGCCUAUUUUCACAAACGCCCCCUACUCUGCAACUGUGGAUGAAAAUACCCCAGCCGGUGUUAGUGUGCUAACAAUCAAAGCCAUUGAUGGUGAUGUCGGCAUACCCAGAGAUAUUUUAUUAACCUUGGAAGAUGAUCAAAUGGGUCACUUCGAUUUAAUGCCCUUUGGUGACCCCAAGGAGGGUACAGCUGUAUUAAAAACAACAGAUUUACCAUUGGAUCGUGAAAAUCCUGAAAUUUUACAAAAUGGUGGCGUGUAUAUACUAAAUGUGCGGGCUACGGAAUUGGUAGAUGGUUUGCCAACCGAUGAUUCGUCAACAACACAAAUCACAAUUGUGGUCAAUGAUGUCGAUGAUCAUAUACCGGAAUUUAAUGGGGACACAUUCAACAUUUCAAUUGCUGAAAAUUUGGGAAAUGGUAUGCCUUUGCCGGGUUUAACCGUAAUCGUCGAUGAUCGUGAUAUGGGCAACAAUAGUCGUUAUUCUUUGGAAUUAAGAAAUGUCAAAAAUGCUGAAAAUACCUUUGCUGUAAGUCCCACUGAGGCUCAGGGUCGUACACCCAUUGUGGUAAAAGUAAUUAACUCCUCACGCCUUGACUAUGAUGUACUCGAUGAAGAAUUGCGGGAAUUUUCCUUCGAUAUAUUGGCCUUGGUAAAUGGCGAAGAGAAAUCCAGGGCUCGUAUUAAUGUCCACCUAACAGAUGUCAACGAUAAUCCACCUAUAUUUGAAGAAACUAGUUAUCGCUUCUUGGCAGCAGAGAAUCUUACAGAGGGCACCCAGAUCGGCAUGGUUCGGGCAACGGAUAAAGACUCCGAUGGUUAUGGUUUAAUUACCUACUAUCUAAAGGGCUUUGGUGCCGAAUACUUCUAUACCGACCCGUUGACUGGUGGUUUCUAUGUCAAUAAACCUUUGGAUUAUGAAAAACAAAAUAGUUACAGUUUAUCGAUUGUGGCAGAAGAUGGUGGUGGUCGGGAGGCCAAUGCCCAGGUUUAUGUUGAGGUCAUCGAUGUCAAUGACAAUUAUCCACAAUUUGAACAAACGGAAUAUUCACGAACCAUACGCGAAGGCACCAGCCACUUUGAACCUCAAUUUAAUGUACGAGCCACCGAUUCUGAUGGUCCAACACAGGGUGGUGGAAAAGUUCGCUAUGCCAUUGUCUCGGAGAAUAGCAUAUCGGGUAAUGUGUUUAGCAUAAAUGAAGAGACUGGAGAAAUUGUUCUGCAAAAGACCGCCCGCUCUAUGGAUACGGAAAAGGGUGAAUAUGAAUUGGUAGUAUCGGCAACAGAUUUUGGUAUACCCCCGUUAAUGAAUACGACAAAAGUUUAUGUACGAGUUGGUAUUUCGGGAAAUCAACGUCCAAUCUUUAAGGGACAUUUUCAAAAUAUUGAAAAUGUCCCUGUGUUGGGACCACCAAGUUAUCGCGUCUCAAUACCUGAAAAUGCUCCCGCCGGCCAUAAUGUUACCAUGGUCAAAGCUCACGAUCCCGAUGGUUUGGAUAGUUUGUUGCGUUAUCGGAUAGUCGGAGCAAAUGAUAAUUUUGAAAUAGAUGAAAUUACUGGUCUCAUUACUGUUUCACCACAAGCCCGACUAGAUCGCGACUCAAAUAUGGAUAGUUUUGAGAUUACCGUAAAUGCCGUCGAUUCUGGAUUACCUAUACCUGAGACGGCAACAACUACCGUUUAUGUCAAUGUGAAAGAUAUCAACGAUGAAAAACCGAAAUUUGAACAGCAUAGCUAUGUUGCGUAUGUUUCCGAACGCACUGAAAUAGGCGAGACUGUACUUAAAGUUCGUGCCAUCGAUAAGGAUUUGCAUUCCAAAUUAAAUUAUACCAUUAAAUCACCCAUAAAAGCAACCUCUAAAGCUGGUGUUAGUAUCACCAAUCGUAGCAAAUACAAUGUGAAGGAAGCUUUUCGCAUUGACCCUGCCAAGGGUAUCAUUUAUGUUAAUGGUAAGCUGAGCCAUGAUGAGGCAGCCGUGAUUAUUUUACCCAUUGAAGUCAAAGAUCUCAAUGCCGAAGUGGAUCCGGAGGGUCAAAUUGAUACAACGGAAGUCACCAUUUAUGUACAAUCCUUUAAGGAUACCAAUCCCGUGUUUACAAAUAAAGGUUGGACCAGUUCCAAGCCAAUAGUUCACAUCAAUAUUAUGGAAGAAAUGCCCAUCGAUAGUACCCUGUUCACCUUGCAAGCCAAUGAUCCGGUAACACAAUUACCCAUUUUGAGUUUUGAAUUGGUCGAACCCAAAGAAUUGGAAUAUUUCCAUCUGCACGAACGUUCCGGAGAAGUUAGUCUACGUAAGCGUCUUGACUAUGAAGCACUGCGUGAGGGACAGACACAAUUCGAAUUUCAAGUGAAAGCCAAUGCUCCAGAUUUACAGCGUAGCACUGUGACUUUGGUCAAUGUGACGGUGCAAAAUGUCAAUGACAAUAGUCCCAUAUUUGAAGAAGUCUCCUAUCACACUUCCAUUGUGGAAAAUAAACAACACCCGACCAAAGUUAUACAAGUUAAGGCCACAGAUAAGGAUGCUGCCUUAACCGAGCGUGACGAACGUUUGGGUUAUCACAAAAUCUCCUAUUCUCUGUAUGGUGAAAAUUCUCAUUUAUUCGAAAUAAAUUCUCAAACUGGGGAAAUAAUCAUAGCUCCAAAUCAAACGGUGGAUCGCGAAAGAACACCGCAUAUUAAGCUGCAAGUCAAGGCUGAAGAUUCGCCCGGUCGUCCCACCGAUUCUAAGCAAAGUUUAGUCGAUCUCACCAUCGAUGUCUUGGAUGUCAACGAUAAUGCCCCGGUUUGGAGUUUGCCUGAAUAUACCACAGUUAUACCGGAAAAUGCUCCAACUGAUACAUUUGUCAUUAAGCUAUUGGCCACCGAUUUGGAUGAUGGUCCCGGUGGUGAAGUCCAGUAUGAAAUUAUAGAUGAGGGUGAAGUUUAUGGUUAUUUCAAAAUUAAUAAAAUGACUGGAGAAAUUAAAACGAAGCGAGAACUAACGGGCAAGGGAAGAUCAGAACCAUUUCAGAUAAGGGUACGAGCGGCAGAUAAUGGGGAUCAGGUACCCAAACAGAAGUCUUUAAGCAGUGAUGUAAAGGUGGUGAUCUUUAUUGGUGAUGUUAGUGCCAAUGAUGGUAUUCCGUAUUUUGUGGAACCCGAAAUUGGUCAAAUGGUUAAUGUGACGGAGAAUUUACCUGCCGGCACUGUUGUAUUCCAAGUUCGAGCUGCAGAUCCCGAUGAUCCCAAUACACCUUCGGGAACUUUAUUCUACAGAAUAUUAGAUGAUACCGCAGAUGCACAGUCUUUUAGUAUUGAUGAAACCACGGGUCUUAUUGUUACCACCGAAGUACUGGAUCGUGAAGCCAAGGAUAUGUAUAACAUCAUAUUGGAAGUAUACGAUAAUGGACAGCCAAGGCAAUCGGCAACAAGGGUGCUACAGGUCAAGGUGUUAGAUGUGGACGAUCACAAGCCCCGAUUUGUGAGGGAAAUUGAUGAAGGACCAUUGGAAUUAAUGCUGUUGGAGGAGGAGCCUAAGGACACCGUUGUGGGUAAUUUUUCCGCCAUAGAUGAGGAUAUUGGUGAAAAUGCUGCCAUCGAAUAUAUCAUUACCGAGGGUAAUGAGAUGAAUGUUUUCACUGUUGAAAGAACCGAUGAUAAUCUGGCCAUUCUUAAGACCAAUCAACCAGUGGAUCGUGAAGCUGUUGAAAGUUUUACACUAACCAUUAAAUGUUUGAAAUUGGGAGAACCUAAUUCAGUGUAUCUGGGUGAAACCUAUGAUCGUUUUGAUCUUUCACAGCGGCGGAUUUUAAUUAAAAUCAUGGAUAUCGAUGAUAAUUUGCCACAAUUCGAACGCAAGGAUAUGUCGGUGGGUAUACGAAUCAAUGUACCGGUGGAUAGUAAAGUUACCACCAUUCAUGCUGUGGAUCUUGAUGCAGAGGCCAAACCCAUACAGUUGACAAUUGAAAAUGUAACAUUUGUACCACAAUUCUAUAAAAGAACGAAACAAAUUGAAACCACUUCAUUGCAAAAUCUAUUCACUCUCAACAAUAGAACGGGAGAAUUAAGGACCAGUGGUUCCUUUGCCGAUUAUGUUGAUGGUUAUUUCAAUAUGCGUAUAAGAGCAAAUAAUUCGGAGAAAAUCAAACGUCAUACAUUUAAUAAUUUGAAAAUAUUCGUUAUACGCGAUAAAUCUCUGCUGAAAUUUGUAUUCACUCGACCACCGAGUGAAAUUCAAAAUAUCAUUAAACCCUUCCAGGAAAUGAUAAAGGAAAAACUGAAGCCUCUCGGUUUGGAUUUACAUCUGUUGGAUACCCAAGUUUUGGCUCGUGCUGAUUUAAGUUUAGAUUUUACGGCAAGCAGUUCAUGUUUCCAAUUGUUCAAAAACGGUUCAGCUGUGUCCAUGAUGGAAAUGCAAAAACUAAUGGAUUCACCCUGGCUGAAGAGAGAACUAUUCGAUAUUUAUGUGGAAUUUGGAGUCAGUGAAGUGGAACCAUGUUCGGUAAGGAAACCCAUUGCUGCGGCAAGUUAUAUGUCAGCACCGGGUACAUGGUUGGUUAUCAUAGCUGGGUUCAUUGGACUAGCGGCCAUUAUAACAGCCUGCACAGCAUGUUGUCUGAGGAGAAAAUACAAAAUACACUCGAAACGUAGCAUACAACAGGCAUCACGUUCCACCACCGAAACAUAUGGGGUAGUGGGUGUACCCACAGUUUAUUUACCCUAUUCUGAACCAAUUUAUGGUCCAUUGUAGCAUCCAGUCAUGUGGCAUAGUUUUAGUUA
Musca vetustissima is the source of this 5480-nucleotide messenger RNA. RefSeq names its product cadherin-23-like. Lineage: Eukaryota; Metazoa; Arthropoda; Insecta; Diptera; Muscidae. Gene Ontology annotation, biological process: calcium-dependent cell-cell adhesion; cell morphogenesis; adherens junction organization. The record is from RefSeq and is a predicted model, not a curated record. Gene Ontology annotation, molecular function: cadherin binding; calcium ion binding. The transcript is spliced from 7 exons. Gene Ontology annotation, cellular component: plasma membrane; catenin complex; adherens junction. Bases 19 to 5451 code for a protein of 1810 amino acids.